AUGACCAAUAUUUUUUCGUCAGAGGAAGAAGAGGAUGUGUUUGGGAUAAAUUCUGCGAAUAUUGAAAAGAGUGGAUUUGUGCCGGAGAGUGGUGUGAAAGUCGUGAAACAAAAAGUUGAUAAGAAGAAAGACGCGACGGGGAUUUUGGACAUCUUUGGGUUUGACAUCGCAACGAGUCAAAAAGAGGAGAAAAGGGAUUUGGAAGAGUUUGAAGAAAAUAUGGAGACGUCCCAAGUUCAAGAGAAAACCAAGAAACCAAUACCAAAAGAAGUUUGCGGAAGCGAAGACAUCAAGAAGAACAAAAUUAUGAUGGACGACGAUUUGUAUGGCGAGUGUUACCCUGUUAUAGGAGGAAGUGUAUUUGCUGAUGUGGACAAAAACGGGAAGAUCACUGGACAACACAUUCGGACUGAUUUUGAGGACAAACAGGAAGAAAAGAAGAAGAGGAGUCGGAGGAGAAGGAAUAAAGAACGCAAUCUUUUUAAAGAGUACGAUGAUGAGUAA
Molecule: messenger RNA, 504 nt
Organism: Entamoeba invadens IP1
Lineage: Eukaryota; Evosea; Mastigamoebida; Endamoebidae
Exons: 1
Coding region: 1-504 (167 amino acids)
Source: RefSeq, a predicted model, not a curated record